CGUGAAAAAGUCGCACGUGUUAGUGAAUCUGAUACCCCUCUUAUAAUGAAUGGAUUAGUUGAUCGACAUGUCCUACAUGCUAACCAUCACGAGUUCAAACGUUCAAUAGCAAUGCUAUCUCAUGAGAGCCGCGGUAGUAUUUGGUCAGAUGAUUAACACGUGAAAACGUGUACCCCAAUGUGAUAAUGUUGGACUGCACGUGCAAGCUUGUCUCUUCUCGAGCUCUGGUCUCUCAUUUUUCCUGACAAUAUUCCAUCGUCAACAUCGCUCUCGAUGAUGUGCGAAAAGCCUUCACCGCCCUCUUCAACUGUGAGCAAACAUAUGACAUUUGAAGAUGAGGACGAGAGUGUGCGCAUAGCCGUGAGCGCGCUAGGCGAUAUGAGGAAUGGUGCUAGAGCUUCUGGAAGCAUCAACGCCCAAAUUCCUGCAUCAGCUUCAAGCGCGCUAUCAGCCCCAUCCCCUUCUCUACCAGCAGAUAUGACCUCUCCAGAUUUUGUGGCCAGAGUGUCAAAUUUUCCGCUUUUCAAUACUGCUUUGCGGGCAUAUGAACAUGGAAAAGCCAGUUCACGCGUCGUCAAGUAUGGUGCCGAGAUGAUGGAGUCAUCAGUGAAAACCAUAUCCCGUCCUGUAAUCGAUAGACUACCGGUUGAUGUCAAUCAACUAGAUGAGUUUGCCUGUAGGCAACUUGACAAGGCCAGUACACUUGGUAGAUAUCAUCGUCCAUCAAGCACUGACCUCGAACGGAUGCAAGUUGAUGAGAUAUCCAGAGAACGAAUACUAGAGGAACGGCAGACUGGUCGGGAUUAUUUCAGUUCGCGACAAGCACGCGAAGGCACGAACCCACAACAAUUCCAUCCCCUGUUCCUCCAGAUUCGAACGAUAACAAAACACCUGGCCCCACAAAAUCAAAUUACCGCACCUCCUGAUCUUCAAGGUCAGCAAGCAGUGGUACAGAGGAGUCGCUGGCAAGCUGUCCUCUUAGAAGCAGGAGGCAUCAGUGCUGCCGUCAGCGAAGAAAGUAUGCGGCGCCUCAAAUACUGUCUUCAAUGGCUCCAGUACGCCACACUGCAUAUCGAUGCACAGAUCCUCAUUCUCAGGGAUUUUAUUGAAUCCUUGCAUCCGUCAGACUCUUCAUCUGGCACCGAUAUCCUUAUUUCGCCCACGCAUAUGCGGACGCUAACUGAUGUUCGUCGAGAUAUUGUGCAAACCAUCCGUCAAGUGGUUGAUAUUGUAAGCAAAUAUGCCGGCAGUGCUCUCCCGGAGCCUGCUCGGUCACGUGUCAGGGGCUUUAUCCUGCAUCUACCCCAGCGGUGGGCAACUGCAACUGUUAAUACAGCUCCUGGUAUGGUAGAUGGUGCCCCUGGUGCUAGUUCAGCCGUUGGCGCUGCUGCCGGCGGCGCUGGAGCUAUGAGACGUGCACGGACCACCAGACACAAGGAACGCAGCGCUGGUGGCCCUGAUCGCUCCCAAGCAUGUACACCAGCAUCCUCUCGUGCAUCAUCCCCUUUGGCCUCCGCACGCAUAGGCUUACGGCCAACGACCAGUGCUGCCACUCAGGCUGCGCAGCGUGUUUUGGCGCUCGCCACAGAAAGUCUAGACAUGAUGCGUGGGGUUACCGGCGUCGUUAAGGACAGUCUGGAUCGUGCUGAUGCUUGGGUUGAGCGUCUGCGCGUUGUUGGCAUACAGCGCCAGCAACCCCAUGAUGAUUCAGAGCCCUUUGAUCCUGCCUCAUCACCGUUCGCACAACACCGAAGGCAGGAUUCUAUUCCAGGUCUUUCAUCCACUCCCUCGACACCAUUCUCUUCUAUACCCUCCACGCCUGCGGCUAGUUAUUCUGCACCAGCAACACCCGCUGCUUAUUCCUCCUCUGAUGCCCUUGGAAUGGGUCUCCGGUUGGGCGAGGCGAGCACUCGAACAUCAUUGAGUGAGCUCCAACUCGAUGGAGAAACAUACGAAACAACACGUAGUGUGCCAAAAGACCUGUGCGAAGGAGAGCCGCAACGACGGAAGCCCGAUCGCAUAUGGGAGAGGCAGAGCCCCGACAAUGCUUCGCCAAGCAAAGAUGGAAUGAUAGUGGACGAUGUAUGAAUAUCAGUAUGGUUAUACAUUCUUUUUCUUACUCCCUGAUCCUUUCUAUAUCCAUGAACUUUAUAUGAAGCUCUUCUAUUUAAUUACGCGCUUGCACGGGUGUUGGCUGAAUCUCUAAUUGUCUCGUAUACGUGAUGUACUCGUAGUAGCUGGCAUUACUUACUCUAAUUUAUCACAAAGUUCGACCAGG
Messenger RNA from Suillus subaureus, 2278 nucleotides. Its product is annotated as transcription factor Opi1-domain-containing protein. The coding region runs from base 274 to 2088 and encodes 604 amino acids. Gene Ontology annotation, molecular function: transcription corepressor activity. Gene Ontology annotation, biological process: phospholipid biosynthetic process; endoplasmic reticulum unfolded protein response; regulation of transcription by RNA polymerase II. The transcript has 8 exons. Gene Ontology annotation, cellular component: endoplasmic reticulum; nucleus. NCBI's taxonomy places the organism in Eukaryota, Fungi, Basidiomycota, Agaricomycetes, Boletales, Suillaceae. The record is from RefSeq and is a predicted model, not a curated record.